AAAGGGACGGGUUUUGAUAACAAGUUUAAAUCAACAUUUGGAAUCAGAUACUUAAUUACUUAUUGGUACAUUAUACUAUAUUUGUAUAUUAAUAUAUUAUACUGGAAAAUAUGACAAAAAGUAGAGUAGGAGGUGGUUCACCAAGACGGCGGUCCAGCUGGACGAAACACACCAGCUACCCAACAUUACAAAAUGAAGAACAACUCCAUAUACCGGCUGAGAUAAGUUCCGGCACCCGAGCAAAUAUCAGAUGUGCUGAAAAACGACUGGACGAGAGUAGAAAUCGUCUAAAUAGUAUGCAGAGAAAAAGUCUUGGUCAUCUGGACUCUCAGAGAAAAUUGCUAGAAAAGUCGAUGUUAGCCUAUAGUGAAAAGAUGAAGGAUAUCGCAAGUUCUCGCGCUAAUGAACUAUUCCGCGAGAUCCAAACUAGAAACUCAUCACGUGAUGACACGAGAGUUAAGUCACCAACACAUUCGGUUAAAUCUAAUCGUAGUCUCCCGGCAAAACUGGUGGCUAAGCGACCCAUUGACGAUCAUUACAGAAAACUUAAAGGUUUCCAUCAAGUUAAUAUCUAUUCACCAAUAGAAGAAAGAUCUAAAGAAUCUUCGCCAGUGCCACGAUCAAGGUCAGCACCACGGCAUUUUGUUCGUUCAUCUACAUUUUGCCAGUCGGGUCAUUCUCCUGAUACGGAAACACCCGAGUCCAAAUACAGCAACAGAAAUAGUAUAACAUGUAUUACAAGAAUCAAAGUAGAAACAGAUCAUACUGAUUCUGAUGUGCACGGUAAGAAGAAAGUUUACCCACGUGUAGCGACUGGUUCAAUACCGUGGUUAAAGAAUGACGCUAACGACAGUGCGUACAGCUCGGCGUCCGAAGAGCUGGAGUAUUCUGAUACAGCCAGUGAAAAAUCUGACAAUACUUGUAAAUCGUUUCAACAGAAAUCAAACAGUAAAACUGAAAAUCUUUUAACAGUGCCAGUAGUUCAUGUCAGAAAACAGAACCGAAAACCACGCAGAAAAAGAAACACAAUGGACAACAAUGACAAAACGACCUCUCACAGUCACAGUCACACUAAACAGGCAUUACAUUAAUACCAAGUGUAUAGAAUAAAUAGUUGCAAUUAAGACACUCGAGCAAGUCUCAAUUUUGAAGAAAAGAAACAUCGAAGGAAAAUGAAGAAAAUAUAGGAGAAUUUUUAAGCUUGAAUAAUGAUUUGAAUACUUUUUCCCGGGCAUAAGGAGUUCUUACUGCAACCAUAUAUCGCAUAUUUCUUUUCGUUACGAUUGUGGUCUUUAAGAUAUACAAAUUAAUUGAAGGUAAUUGUUAUAUUCUCGUUGGGUCUGUCGGAAAUCUUAUUUUUUAUUUCGUUAAGAUUUUUAGGCAAGAAACGUUCUCAAUUUUAGGUAACAUAUUUGAUUUUUCAAUGUAUGUAUCGUCAGACUUAUAUUUCAUUUCGACAGACAUGUGGGCAUGGUCAGUGUAUGUUGUUACAGUAUAAUAAAACAUGUUUUUUUAUUCUAGUCAGUAAGCACUUACAGAUAAUACAGUAACAUUACAAUGUUCUAACAUAUCAUGUCAUGUUCAUAUUGUUUAAAUAUAUAUUUUUGACGAAAGAUUAAUUUAUCUAUUGCUAUAAUUUUCGGGCAUUAACUGCCUUAUAUAUUAUGUGUACUGUUUAUGACGUUGGCUAAAACCCUAAUAUAUUAUGCAGAUGAAAUAGAAAUAAAAUGUUUAAAGCCA
Molecule: messenger RNA, 1740 nt
Organism: Mercenaria mercenaria
Lineage: Eukaryota; Metazoa; Mollusca; Bivalvia; Venerida; Veneridae
Exons: 2
Coding region: 111-1091 (326 amino acids)
Source: RefSeq, a predicted model, not a curated record